GCUGCAUAUGAUUUGGGGUUGCUCAAAAUGAUCUGGAAGUUUCAUUCCAUCUUAAAGUUACAUUCAUAUUUUGCAGAUUUUUGAAGGUUGAAUACAAAAAAUCUCUCUACAUAAUUGCAAUACUUUGAGGAGGAGCAUUUUCCCGCUCAAGUUUUCAGGGUCAUUUCAGCCGUACGAUUAAUUAAUAUAGAUCUAAGCCUUAUACACUUCAUUCUUUCUCUUCCCAUGUCUCAUCAUUUUCGAGCUCCGGCUUCGAUCCUCAUCAUUCUCCCUCACCACCGGAAACCAAAUCCCUCAAAGGCACAUGUUCGUCUUGCAUUCGCAUUUCUUACCUUAUAUCUUAUCGCUGCUCUUAUUCCUCUCCUGCUCCACCAAUCAAACCUACCCAUCUCAUGCUUUCUCCCUCACGUACCCCUUUAUCUCUUCGCUCUUGGCUCCGAUUUGCUUCUGGGUUUUGCCAAAUUUUCUGAAGAGGGAAAACCUAUGUUGGGAUGUGGAGUGUGUGGCGGAAUCCUUCUGGAAUGGUGAAGCAAAGAUGAAGGUUACAAUCCAACACUUUUGUGAUUAGCUUUCCGGAUCCCUAAAUGGAAGCUAAUAUGGGAUUCUUCCACCCUGAUUGGCAGUUAUUGUACUGUAGUUAUUAGGCCAUCAUCAAACUAAUAUUUACUCUUUCACACAUGGUCAAGGGACGUUCUUCCUAAAAGCAGAAUAUGCUCUCUAAUUUGACAUUCUUCACAUCUUCCAUCUGGCAUUCCUGUAAAGAAAGUUAACCCAAUUCUCCAUGCAUUUUCAGAAAUGAAGAAGGGAGGAUUGCAGAGGGGUGAAGGAAUCCAACCGGUGACAAAUGCCAUACUAGCUGGAAUCUUCAAUGAUCUGGAUAGUGGAAGCAAAUUGUAUGAUCUGCUUCAAGAGAAUUUUUACCAUAGUGCUGAUGGCAGAGUCCCCGCUUAGGAGAAAUAUUAAUGUGUACUUGGAGAUGAUGUAGUUAGUUUAACAAUACCCUUGACUCUUGAUACAUCAUUCAUGUAAUUAUUUUCCUUUUCUUUUUUGUUUAUUUACUUUUCUGUUGAAAGAGUAUUGCGAUGCAUUUGCAAUAUCUAUACUUUUCUGACG
Cuscuta epithymum is the source of this 1113-nucleotide messenger RNA. The record is from the annotation of a GenBank genome assembly. Lineage: Eukaryota; Viridiplantae; Streptophyta; Magnoliopsida; Solanales; Convolvulaceae.